Molecule: messenger RNA, 840 nt
Organism: Trematomus bernacchii (emerald rockcod)
Lineage: Eukaryota; Metazoa; Chordata; Actinopteri; Perciformes; Nototheniidae
Product: C-X-C motif chemokine 10-like
Exons: 4
Coding region: 85-414 (109 amino acids)
Biological process (GO): cellular response to lipopolysaccharide; chemokine-mediated signaling pathway; neutrophil chemotaxis
Cellular component (GO): extracellular region
Molecular function (GO): chemokine activity; CXCR chemokine receptor binding
Source: RefSeq, a predicted model, not a curated record
GUAUAAAAGGCAGUUGUUCUUGCGCUGUACUGCAUCAGGAGUCUCCACUGAAGGAAGAGCUUAACCUCUGUACAGCCAUCCACCAUGCAUUCAGCGCUCCCUGCCUUGCUCUCCUGCCUGCUGGUCCUCUAUGCACAAGGGCAUCCAGCAAACAGAUCCAAUACGUGCAAGUGUUUUAAGUUUGCCGGCAAGAUCAACAAACAGCAAAUCCAGGGAGAGCCAGUCAUACAUGAGCCCAGUAACUUCUGUCCACGCACAGAGAUUAUUAUUUUGAUAGCAAAUAAGCAUAAAUGUGUUAAUCCACAAUCACCACUUGGAAAGCUAAUUCUGAAAAACAAAAACAGGCAUGGGAAGAAUCGAGCUGAAAGCACGACAGCUUCCAGUCACACAUCAUGGAGCUCAGCGGGACUCUGAGACUCUGCACAGAAGAUCACAGAAACACUGUUGCUUUAAUAGAAGGAGUUGUUCAUGGUCAUUGUCUUUGUCAUGUAAAUACAGUUGGUGUGCAGAAAUGAUUACACUAUCAACGUCUUCUGUUUCUGCCAUUUUAACUUUCUUUUUAAAUGAAAGAAACACACCUGAUUGGACUGAGUCUGUUUCAUUCUGCCUCAUGUUUGUUAACACAACACAGAGACUUCCACCAGGCAACUAAUAGUCUUAGAGCUGUCCAGAAGUAUGUGGACACCCAUCUGUCAUAGUUCAACAUAACUUUAGUUACAGCUUUAUGUCAGAUAUAUUUCAUCAACUGUCAUAUUCUGCCCUCCUCAGAUCACACGUUCAGAAUAAGCUGAAGGUUUUGAAUCGUGUGCAAAAUAAAUACAGACCAUAGUACUUCCAAAA